AUGAGCAUUUCAGCAGCGCAAAAGAUCGACAAAGAAAUUCAAUGGAUUCAAAACAACAUCUCUAUGAGAGUAUGCACAACUUUUGUGCCUAAAGAUGACAGAAUCUGCCAUUGUGGUUACGAAGAGGCUUACCAUACUGAAGUGCAGUCAGGCAAGUGGGAUGAACAGCAGCAUACGAAAACGGAACCAACAAAUGCCUUUGGUAAAAUUGAGUUCCAAGGCUUUGGACAGAAAUUUGGCAGAUAUGUUCGGGUUGACUACAAGACGGACAUGGACCUAAUAAUUGAUCUGAUAAAAAAUCAGUGGAAACUUCAUUUACCAAAUCUACUCAUCUCUGUGACGGGUGGAGCAAAGAAUUUUCAAAUGAAACCUCAAUUGAAAGAAGUAUUCAGGAGAGGUUUAGUCAAAGUAGCAAGGAGCACAGGAGCAUGGGUAACCAGUGCUGGGCUAAAUGCUGGAGUAAUGAAACAUGUCGGUGAAGCUAUUCGAGAUUAUGGUUUUACACUAUCUGGACGCGAUAAAGUCGUUGCCAUUGGUAUUGCUCCAUGGGGCUGUGUUCAGAACAAAGAUAAUCUCAUUGAUAAAAAUGGUAUGUGGCCUGCUCAGUAUGACAUUAAAGAAACCAGUCAGGAAGAAGUUAGUCCAUUAGAUCCAAACCACUCUCAUUUCAUCCUAGUGGACAAUGGCACCCAAUACAUCUUUGGAACUGAAAUUGAAUUCCGAGCGAAUUUAGAAAGAAGGAUUGCAAAUGAGAAAAUUUCAGAAGCUGCAGAUUUGACAAUUCCUGCUGUUGUUGUCAUGGUGGAAGGAGGACCGGGCACAUUAAAAACUGUUUAUAACUCUGUUCUCCAUAACAUUCCAAUAAUUAUUGUAAAGGGAUCAGGAAGAGCAGCAGAUAUCAUGGCUUAUGCUUAUCAAAAUGCAAUUAAAUCAGACGAAGAUGAAUUUAACAAAGAAGGGAUUAUUUCUGAUCAGCUGAAAGAAGAUCUCAAAGAGAAAAUCAUUAAAGAAUUUGGAGAAAAAGAAGUUGAGAAACUGUUUAACUUUGUUCGUGAUUCCUUAAAGAAUCUCAACUUAAUAACUGUCUUCGAGAUGGGUUCUAAGGAUUCUGCACGUGACAUAGAUAUGUCUGUGUUGAAAGCACUUCUGAAAGCAAGGGAAAAUAAAUUGGAAAACUUGCGUUUAAUACUGGAAUGGAAUCGAAUUGAUGUAGCUAAAAGUGAAAUUUUUACUGAUGAAACCCAAUGGCCAACGGGUAUGUUAGAUAACUUGAUGUUUUCAGCUCUGCUUCUUGACCGAGUUGACUUUGUCAAACUGUUCCUGGAAUAUGGAGUCGGUCUAAAGACCUUUUUGACAAAAGAUUGCUUGGAAAAACUUUAUCAGGAGACAAAAAUGACACCUUUGCAGGAAUCUUUGUUUAACAAUGGAAAUAAAGAUAAUGACAACACAAUUGAUAUAAAGAAAGUAGAAGAUGUAAUCAAUGAUCUUAUGGGUGCUCAGUACUUCCAGUAUUCAUAUUAUCACAAAAACAAUGAGCCCAAAGAAAAAUAUUCAUUUCCUGCUAAGGAACUAUUUUUGUGGGCUGUUCUCAUGAACCGAAGAGAAAUGGCAUUUUUAUUCUGGAAGGAAGGAAUGGAAGGCUUACCUGCAGCACUUGUGGCAAAUCGACUUCUUAAAGCAAUGAAAAAAAUAUCACGGGAUUAUGACCAAAUAAAUAAACUUCAAGGGCAUGCUGAUCUUUUUGAAGAGCGGGCCAUUGGCGUGUUAACGGAAUGCUAUGCAUCUGAUGAGAAGAUGGCACUCCAACUUCUUGUGCAGCAACGUGACAACUGGGGCCAAACUUCGUGCAUACUUAUUGCAGUCAAUGCUGAUAACAAAAGAUUUAUUUCACAGACAGCAUGCCAAUCACUACUGAGCAACAUCUGGAUGGGGAAAAUGAAUAAUAGCAACAGCAACUGGAAGUUAAUUGCGUCUAUUUUAUUCCCUCUUUUUAUCUUAUUGCUGAUUACAUUUGACAAGAAAAAUUCAGAAAAAGACCAGGGGUGUGAGAGUGGUAAGAAAAAAGGAUCGAAAAAUGAAGCUGAAAAUUUAAGCAGGAAACAAAAAAUCUUAGCUUUCUACACAGCACCAGUGAUAACCUUCAUUACAAAUGUGGGAUUCUAUGUAAUAUUUCUCAUCACCUUCAGCUAUGUGUUGUUGGUUGAGUUCCAGAACACCACUUCUAACAUGGAAUAUCUUCUUUAUAUUUGGGUUUUUGCCAUAUUGACUGAAGAAUUACGUCAGAUUUACUUCCGCAGUUAUGUGAAAGCUGUUGAUCAUCAGGUCCAUGCUGAGAUUUUGGCUAAAUAUUCAAGUUCAAUACGAAUCAAGAUCGCCAACUACUUCACAGACAUAUGGAAUAUUGUUGAUAUUAUUAAUAUUUUACUGUUUUUGAUUGGCAUUACCACAAGAUACUUUGAACAGCUUGACAAUGCUCGGGUGGUUCUUUGCGUCAAUCUUAUUUUGUUCUAUUUCCGCGUCCUACACAUUUUCUCAGUACACAAAGAACUUGGUCCCAAAUUGGUGAUGAUUAAGAAAAUGGUUCAGGAUCUUAUCUAUUUUGUGGCAAUUUUAUUUGUAUUCAUGGUUGCUUAUGGCAUUGCAUCUCAGGCUAUCCUUUAUCCAAGUACCCCAUUUUCAAUAGAAUUGCUUAAAGGAGUUUUAAAAAAGCCUUACUUUCAAAUGUAUGGGGAGUUGUUUUUGUCAGAGAUUGAAGGGGAGGAGUGUAAUGAAAGCUCUGCGCCUGUUACUUUUGAUAACGGCAAUAUGUUGUUGAGAAAAUGCCCAACUGAAAUAGGAAUAAAAAUAGUACCAGUAAUGAUGGGUGUUUACAUUUUAUUGACAAAUAUCCUAUUGCUUAAUCUUCUCAUUGCCAUGUUCAGUAAUACUUUCCAGAAAGUUCAGGAUAAUACUGAUCUUCAUUGGCACUUCCAAAGGUUUGGCUUAAUCUCUGAAUAUGACACGCGGCCUCCAUUGCCCCCACCAUUUAUCCUGCUGAGUCAUAUCUAUUUACUUUUCUGUGUCAUAAUUAGAAAAUUUAAAGCUCAAGAAAAUAAAGACAUGGCAUUUAAAAAGAAUCUGUCCCAAAUUGAAAAGCAGCUGAUGCAUUGGGAGGAUGAAAUGGCUGAUUGUUAUGUGAGGAAAAAAGAGAAAUUUGAGAAUAAUAGCAUGGAAGGAAAAGUGUCCAUCACAUCUGAUAGGACAGAACAAAUGAUGAUGAAAAUCGAGGAACUACAGCAUCAACAGCAACAUUUCAGUACUGCUCCAAAUCUGCCUGUUACUCAGUUAGCGGUGCCAACAGCAGAGGUUCAAAGCUUGUUGCUUGAAAUUAGACAAAUACGCCCAAAGUUGGAAAGUCAAUUACAAAUAACUGAAAGAUUGAGAGAAGUUGAAAACCAGAUUAAAGAGUUAAAAGAGAUGUUAAUUGUGUCCCAGUCUUCAACUCAGGAAAAGUAG
This is a messenger RNA of Acanthosepion pharaonis, 3495 nucleotides long. Lineage: Eukaryota; Metazoa; Mollusca; Cephalopoda; Sepiida; Sepiidae. The record is from the annotation of a GenBank genome assembly.